Messenger RNA from Euleptes europaea (tarantolino), 1064 nucleotides. Its product is annotated as 60S acidic ribosomal protein P0-like. NCBI's taxonomy places the organism in Eukaryota, Metazoa, Chordata, Lepidosauria, Squamata, Sphaerodactylidae. Gene Ontology annotation, cellular component: cytosolic large ribosomal subunit. Bases 89 to 1036 code for a protein of 315 amino acids. Gene Ontology annotation, molecular function: structural constituent of ribosome; large ribosomal subunit rRNA binding. Gene Ontology annotation, biological process: ribosome biogenesis; cytoplasmic translation; ribosomal large subunit assembly. The record is from RefSeq and is a predicted model, not a curated record. The transcript has a single exon.
CCUUUUUCGUUCCACGGAGGCCUCGAGAGAGAGGUAACAUCCCGAGUCUUUAAACCGCCGCCACUUGCGCGAUCCUUGGGUCACCGCGAUGCCCAGGGAAGACCGAGCCACGUGGAAGUCCAACUACUUCCUUAAGAUCAUCCAACUCUUGGAUGAUUAUCCAAAAUGUUUCAUCGUGGGAGCAGACAACGUUGGCUCCAAACAAAUGCAGCAAAUCCGUAUGUCUUUACGCGGGAAGGCCGUUGUUCUGAUGGGGAAGAACACCAUGAUGCGCAAGGCUAUCCGAGGACAUCUGGAAAACAAUCCUGCCCUGGAAAAGCUUCUGCCUCAUAUCCGUGGCAAUGUGGGCUUUGUGUUCACCAAGGAGGAUCUGACAGAAGUCAGGGAUAUGUUGCUGGCCAAUAAGGUGCCUGCUGCUGCUCGUGCUGGUGCCAUAGCUCCUUGUGAUGUUACCGUGCCGGCCCAGAACACAGGGUUGGGCCCUGAAAAGACCUCCUUUUUCCAAGCUUUGGGCAUCACCACCAAGAUCUCCAGGGGCACCAUUGAAAUCCUGAGUGAUGUGCAGCUGAUCAAGACUGGAGACAAAGUGGGGGCCAGUGAAGCCACACUGCUGAACAUGUUGAACAUCUCACCCUUCUCCUUUGGGCUCGUCAUCCAGCAGGUGUUUGACAAUGGCAGCAUUUACAACCCUGAAGUCCUGGACAUCACUGAGGAAGCCCUCCACAAGCGCUUCCUGGAAGGUGUCCGUAAUGUUGCCAGUGUUUGCCUGCAAAUCGGCUACCCGACAGUUGCUUCUGUGCCCCACUCCAUCAUCAAUGGGUACAAACCAGUCUUGGCUGUGGCUGUGGAAACUGACUACUCUUUCCCGCUGGCUGACAAGGUGAAGGCCUUCCUGGCCGAUCCCUCAGCUUUUGUGGCUGCUACCCCGGUGGUGGCUGAGGCCCCUGCUCCUGCUGCAGCAGCCCCUGCCAAGGAGGAAGUGAAGGAAGAAUCUGAAGAGUCUGAUGAAGACAUGGGAUUUGGUCUCUUUGACUAAGAGCUGGUUUUGUCAUGUGCCGGCCAGA